This is a messenger RNA of Ictalurus punctatus (channel catfish), 2460 nucleotides long. RefSeq names its product tripartite motif-containing protein 16-like protein. The record is from RefSeq and is a predicted model, not a curated record. Lineage: Eukaryota; Metazoa; Chordata; Actinopteri; Siluriformes; Ictaluridae. Gene Ontology annotation, molecular function: protein binding; zinc ion binding. The transcript is spliced from 6 exons. Bases 277 to 2106 code for a protein of 609 amino acids.
UUCAUUCCAACAGAUAGCAGAGGAGGGUGUGGACUACCCACUUGAUGGCCAGGCUCUCUUUCUCAAUUGUACUAUGCCUGCUCUUCAAAACUGCGAGCUUGUGACAGAUAUAUAAAAUUUGGUGCUCCUCCCCCUCUUCCACCUGGGAAAACAUGGCUCCUCUGCCUUUUUUCUGAUGCAUCUGUAUUUAAAACAAAAAGGAGCAAGAAGUCAACAGAAUGUAACAGUGGGCUGUCCUACAAUACAGUGCAAGACUCUGAUCUCCAAUCAAAAGCGAUGCUUGGCUGUGUCCACGCCACCAUACUUCUCCUGCACUCACACCCUGUUUUUAAAGCUCCACCUGGUUUUAUUGUCGCUAAAACGUGCAGAACCUUAAAGUUUCAGACGACACAAAACUCUAAUUGCCAUCCUCUCUCUGUAUCUCUCCCGUCGUGUGAGUGCAGGAAAAUGGCCGAGGCCAGUAUUUCAGUAGCUCAGGACGAGUUCAUCUGUCCAGUGUGUCUGGAUCUACUGAAGGAUCCAGUGACGAUACACUGUGGUCACAGUUUCUGUAAGGUGUGUAUUAAUGACUGCUGGGAUCAGGAUGACAAGAGCGGAGUGUAUCACUGUCCUCAGUGCAGAGACACUUUCACUCCAAAGCCUGUUCUAUGCAGAAACAACAUGCUGGCUGAAGUGGUGGAGAAACUGAAGAGGAAGACUGCUUCUUAUGCUCACUGUUACACCGGACCUGGUGAUGUGGAGUGUGAUUUCUGCACCGGGAGAAAACACAAAGCCGUCAAGUCCUGUCUGAUGUGUCUGGCCUCCUUUUGUGAAACUCAUCUCAAACCUCACUAUGAAAUUUCGUCGUGGAAAAAGCACAAAUUAGUCGAAGCUUCUGGAAAUCUCCAACAGAAGAUCUGCUCUGAGCAUGAUAAACUGCUUGAGAUCUACUGUUCUACUGAUCAAAGCUUCAUCUGUCUUUGGUGUACAAUGGAUAAACACAAAAGUCAUGAAACAGUCCCUGUUGCAUCAAGAAGAGCUGAAAAACAGAGCGAGUUAAAGGAGGAGCAGAUGAAAUCCCAGCAGAGAAUCCAGGAGAAGCAGCAUAAAGUGCAGGAGCUGAAACAGGCUGUGAACACUAUAAAGCGCAGUGCACAGACAGAAGUAGAGAACAGUGAGAGGAUCUUUAAUGAGAUGAUCAGCUCCAUGGAGAAAAGGCGCUCGGAGGUGACGGAGCUGAUCAGAGCUCAGGGGAAGGCUGAACUGAGUCGAGCUGAACGACUUCUGGAGCAACUGCAGCAGGAGAUCACUGAUCUUCAGAGGAGAGUCACUGAGCUGGAGCAGCUUUCACACACACAUGAUCACAUCCACUUCCUCCAGAGUUUCCAGUCGCUCUGUGUCUCUUCUGGAUGUGAGGACUCACCCAGCUUCACUGUCAAUCAACAUCUCUCAUUUGAUGGACUGAGGAAAUCUCUCUCUGAUCUGAAAAAGACACUCGAGGAAUUCUGCCCGGAGGAACUCAUCAAAAUCCCUGAACAUGCUGCAGCAGUUCAGAUGAAUUCACCCUCAGAACCAAAGAGCAGAGAAGAGUUUCUGCACUAUUUCUGUGAUCUGACUCUGGAUCCCAACACAGUACAUUAUGACCUCAUUCUGUCUGAGAAGAACAGAGCGGUGACGUACAGUGAGAGUGAGCAACCGUACUCUGACCAUCCAGAGAGAUUUGACUACUACAGGCAGGUGUUGAGUAAGGAGAGUGUGUGUGGACGCUGUUACUGGGAGGUGGAGUGGAGCAGUAAGGGAUAUGUUUUCAUAUCAGUCUCAUAUAAAGACAUCAGCAGGAAAGGACAUUGUGAGAGUGUGUUUGGAUGCAACAAUCAGUCCUGGAGUCUGCAGUGUUCUAUUUCUUCUCACUCUGUCUGGCACAACAACAUUCAGACUGCGCUCAGAGCUCCAUCAUCCUCCAGAAUAGGAGUGUAUGUGGAUCACAGUGCAGGAACUCUGUCCUUCUACAGCGUCUCUGACACGAUGAAGCUCCUCCACAGAGUCCACACUACGUUCACUCAGCCUCUAUAUGCUGGGUUCUGGCUCGAUUUGAGAUCAACUGUGAGAUUAUGCGAUCCAAAAUAAAUUAAUCCAUAUCAGAGAAUUAUUUUGUUUGUGAAUACUGCAUAUGUAUUAACUUGCUUGUGUAUGCUUAUUAUUAUUCAUACUUAAUUCAUGGAUUUACAAUCUAUCGCGAGCAGGACAGUCGUGAAGGGCGUUUCACUGCACCUUGUACUGUGUGUGGUUGUGUGUGAGUGACCAAUGAAAUUUGUUUUGAUUUGAUUUUGUUCAUAAAUGAGUAACAGAGUUGAAAGUAAGAUAAACAGAAGCUUUUCAUUAAGCCAGCCGCGCACUAGUGACGUUCAGACGUACGUUUCUAACACUUUAACACUGAGCACAUGUAAACUUCUGAAAGCAAUAAAGGAUCAUUUAAGCUUG